Molecule: messenger RNA, 1029 nt
Organism: Effrenium voratum
Lineage: Eukaryota; Dinophyceae; Suessiales; Symbiodiniaceae
Source: the annotation of a GenBank genome assembly
AUGGAAGGCCUUGAGCUUGAGAAGGCGGAAGUACACCGUCUUCGAGCAGAGCUCGAACGCCUCACACAGGACCGCGAGAAUUCCCAGGAAGCGGAGAUCAGCAUGCAGCAGGGGGUGGACGCUUUGCGGCAGCAGUGCCUUGAGCUUCAGCGAGGCCUCGAGAACGAGCGCGCCCAAAGGCUGCAGAUGGAGACGGUGAAGUUUCCGAACCAGCUGAAACAAGUGGAGGAGGAGCUGGUGCAGGAGAGAAGGUGGCGGCAAGGCCUCGAGGAGGAGUUGCAGGUGCAGCAGAGUCUGCGAGUCCAGGCAGAGAGCUCGCUUUCAGAGGUGGAGCGGCGCCUGGAGUCCGUGGAGCUGGAGCACAAGAAGCUGUGUCUUGUGGAGAACGAGCGCCAUCAGCGCGGGGCAGAGGUGGCGCGGCUGCGGGAGGAGCUGGUGGAACUGACCGCCCUCCUGGAGGUGGAAAGGCACAGGGUCAAGAAGCUCGAGGCUGCCCGUGGCGAGGGAGAUGAGCGCCUACGUGACGCCAUGGCCCGGGAAAGGUCCGACGACCUCGCUCUCAGGAAGCUUUUGGCCGCUGCCCAGCAGGAGCGGGACGAGGCCAUGGAGCGGUCCCUGCGGAUGCAAGAUGUGCACCGGAUGGUGGAGGAGGUGCAUUCGCAGUUGGCCAAAGCCAUGGACAGGGAAAAGUUGGACAGCAAGCUGGGAGACCAGCAGAGCCUCCAGAAUCUUCAGUCGACGUUGGAGCUGGUGCAGCAGCUGCGCGUGGACACCCGCCCGCCUUCGCCUUCCCCCUGCUUGUGGAAGCCGAGCCAGGCCCUGCAGGCGGCGCGGACCUGGGGAGAGGAAAGUGGCUGCAGCCCCAGCAGCAAGGCGACGAUCCGUCCAAGCUCUCAGAGCACAAGCCCUCAAAGCCCUGUCAAGCCGCAGUCCAACGCGCACCUGGCCGUGCCCCUAAACUCCUGGUCAUUGGUGGCUGUUUGCGCGUCUCCUGCUCUAAGUGCAGGUGUCGAGCGAGUUUCCUCAUAG